This is a messenger RNA of Cryptotermes secundus, 6411 nucleotides long. Its product is annotated as golgin subfamily A member 1. The transcript is spliced from 11 exons. Gene Ontology annotation, cellular component: Golgi apparatus. NCBI's taxonomy places the organism in Eukaryota, Metazoa, Arthropoda, Insecta, Blattodea, Kalotermitidae. The coding region runs from base 774 to 2987 and encodes 737 amino acids. The record is from RefSeq and is a predicted model, not a curated record.
AAACUGUCAAAUCCCCAUAAUGACAAACACGACACAAAGAAUCUCUGGCCGCAAUUAAUUAAGCACCAUGCCACGAAGACGCCUUGAGGAGUGGAGGUAUAGCUACACAAUUCUUAACUUCGGUACUAGUUGGAAGUGAGUCUAAGUGCGUGUAUAUAUACGAAGCAGGCAGCAAGAAAGAGAAAGAGCUCGGCUUGCUUGCUGCGUGCUUCACUCCGAUUUUUUGAUUGGAUUAUUCAUCGACCCUGAAGAUGGAAGAGACAUGGUCCUCCGAAGCGUCGUUGACUUUCAGCGAACUACACUACGUUAUAUUCCAGACCUCUUCAUAAACGCCGCUAUGAACCUCAAAUCCCACAUCUUUUCAUGUGUUGUCUAUUUUACAUUCCAUAUGUAUAAUGAAAAGAGAAGUAACGUAUAACUCAAUAUUGGCAAUUUUAAUUUAAUUUAAUUCGAAUGCCUUACCACCACUAACAUCUGGUUUGACAAAGGAGGCCAUGACAAAAUUUAGUACCAACCACAGGUGAUGAAAAACUAUCGUUUAAAGGGAUUUCAAUGACGUCAAAUAGUAUGGCAGCUGUCGUGUGAAAGUGAGUUCGUGUCCCAUUUAUGACAACGUUUACACAGUGACUCAUAGCAGUAGAUUGAAAUGUAACAGUUAUUAAAUGAUACUGGCUGUGACCUAAUGAGUGUGGCAUGUGUCCCAAUUUUCUGUUCAUAUUGAUCAACUAAAGGUGUGGUGUAUCAUUUCAGAGGCCAGGAAAACACAUUAAAAUAUGUUUACUGGUUUGAAAAAUAAAAUCAAAGAAGAGACAGGUAGUGAUCCUACAAAACUAUCCCUGAGUAGUCCUCCGCAGAAAAUUACCCAUGGCAGUGCACCUAAAGGCCACCAUUCAAGACAAGGUUCUGGUUCCAGUUUGGGUAGUCUCUCCCUUGAUGGUGUAAGGGAAGAAUUGGUUUCAUCACCAUCUGUACUGAAACAAGACACCUCAGAGAUUAAGCUUCCAGAUGGAAAGGUGCUUAACCAAAAAGAAGUAAAACGGCUUGAAAAGCGUGAAGAUGAAUGGAGGCGAAAAUUACAAAAAGUGGAGGAGGACUGGACCAAAAAACUGGAAAAGAAAGAAGAAGAAUGGAAAAAACAAGUGGAAGAAAAGCAGAGAGACUGGAGAAGAUCGAUAGAACUGCUUGAAAAAGAGAAAGUUGCUCUGGAGGAAGAGAAACGAGAAAUUGUACAGCAGAAACUAAAUCUUGAAGAAGCCUUAAAAGCAGCUGAUGAAUAUAAAAAGAAAGUUAUCCAAUAUCAAGAGGAUAUUGAGCAGCUGGAAGGAUUGCAGACCCAGGAAAUGGCAAAGAUUAAACAUUUGCUACUUGUAAAGGAGCAAGAAGUAGCAGAGAAAGCAGAUGCCCUGAAAGAGGCCUCUAGUCAAAUAGAGAGUUUGAAGUUGGAAGUCACUCGACUUAGACACUAUGAAGAAGAACUUGCAAACUUGCAGGAUGAUUUGGAGACUUUGCGUCACUCGUCAGACCAAGAAUGUUUUCAGUUGUCUGGCAAAUUGGCACAAAGUGAAGAAGAAGUUCGGCACCUUAAGGACAGAGUGGCCGUUCUUGAACAGAGGACAAAUGCAGAAUGUGUUAAUCUGGGCGCAGAAUUAACUGUGAAUGAUCGGAUUCAGGCAUUACUGGGUGAACGAAGAUUACUAGAUCGAAGGCUAGAAGAAGCCCAUCUACACCUUUUAGAAAUUAAGUCUUCAUGGAGUGGAAAGAUAUUAUCCCUUGAAACUCAAGUUGGACGCCUGUCUCGCCAGGCUGCUGAAGAAGGAAAAGAGAGGCGACGGGCAGAACAGGAACGAGAUGCACUGAUGGAGAGAAUCAAAGCUCUAGAAGUUAUUGUUGAGAAGGGAAAAUCUGCAGCAAAGGAGAAGGAUGAUAGAAUAGACAGAUUAAAGAAAGAGAGAGAUGAGCUUAUAGAGGAACUGAAAGAUACGGAGACUAAGAGGGACCAGGAAGUAGGCAGUCUACAGCAAGAAAUUGUUUUAGUUGGUAACGAAAAUGAAGGUGUUAAAACUCGACUGUUUGAAGCUGAAAAACGACUGAGGGAAGUGGAAACAGAAUUUGCACAUAUCAGUAUAGCUCUUGAAGAUGAGAAAUCCAGCAAUACUGCUCUUCAUUUAGAACUGGCUCAGUUGAGGGAUGCUCUAGAAGCAGAACAAACUCGUAGUGCUAACCUCAGCAUCUCGCUGAACCGGGAGCGAGGAGAGAAAGAUGUAACAUUAUUGCGCAAUGCUCAAGUGAACCAGCAAGUGGAACUGGCAAAACAAGAGCUCCGUGAACAGGAACAAGAAGCUGUUGAACUCCAUAAUAAAAUUAUAGUAAUGGAGAAGAUACUAGCAGACAAAGAUAUGGCUAUUGAGAAAAUGAAAAUUGAUUCUGAAGAAUUGUCAAAACGAGUACAAGACACAGAAAUGGUGGAACACGACAAACAAGCUGCAGCCAACUUGGAGCAGGAAUUGAGAAAUAACAUAAGUGAAUUAGAAGAACAGCUUAUUGAAAAGAAUAAGAAUAUCCGUGUUUUGCAACAGAGACUGAGUGACAUGAAGAAGACGCUACAGCACGAGUUGAGGCUACCCACUCAGAGUGUGCAUGGCACAGGAACCACAGAAUCUGACUCUUUCAUUCCAGCGGCAGUACUCACUCCAAGCUCUAGUAGACAUCUCCAGCAGAAGCAGCACCAGCAGCCUGUUACCAAUCACCGAAUGACAACUGAGGAUGAUGAUGUCAACUUCAAGUACCUGAAGCAUGUUCUUAUCAAGUUUCUUACAAGUAGGGAAUAUGAGGCACAGCAUUUAACAAGAGCUGUUGCCACACUGCUGAGAUUCUCACCAGAAGAAGAGCGUCUGCUGCGAGAGACAUUGGAAUGGAAGAUGUCUUGGUUUGGAACUCGGCCAAGCUUGGGAUUUGGCCAGACAGCAAAAACCAUCCCUCCCAGCUGAUAACACUCCAUUCCCUUAUACCUUGUGUUCUAGGUAAUGAACUUCUGCAGCAGAUGGCAGUGUAACAAGUUUGUUUCAUACUGCUAAUUAAACUUAUUAUUUAAUAACAGUACCCUUUUCCAUGUGUGUCAUCUUUUGAAGCAUGCGGUACAAAGAAAUUGCUGUUACAGAGACAUCUGUUUCUAGUAUAAAAAUGCUAUUAAGGACAACAGAAACUUUAGCAGCUGGUGUGCCGUGGUAAUGUUGCAAGAACACAACUUGGUGGUGUCGGUAUGUUGACAUUGCAGAUUCUUCUUUCACACCACAGUAACUUAUAUGAAACAAAUGUUCUGUGUCAUCUUUGUAGUCAGAUUAUAUUGAAGAUGCAGGUAUAGUGGACCACUAAGGACAAAAAUUAUUUUGCAUAUAAAACAUAGCAAUUUUGAGAUAACUUUUCUUUAUUUGAAACUGAAGGCAGAUUUGUUUAAAAGCAUUAUAGAUAUGAAUUUUCUCUUUGAUGAAAUACUGUAUAUAGGUACUUCUGAACACAAUAAGAGAAAGUUGUGUUUAAUCUUUUCAUCAUUGUAAUAUUUUAAUUAAUGCUGCAUAUUCACGAUUGAAUUACAGGCAGUCAUGUGUUCUACAGAAGGGCUUAUGGAUUGGUUCAUAUCGACAAAUCAUAGCCAUUCGGCACUAUGAGACAACACCAAAAUGAAAUAUUAGACAGCGCCUCAAGCAGUUUUAUCACCUUAAUAUGAAUUCAUAAUUGAUGUAAUAAAAUUGAAUUAUUAUUUUAUAUUGUUUCCCAGUAACAUUUGGCAAAAUAGAUAAAUCAAGUCUUCCUGAUCAUAAAUAAGUUUUCAAACACUUGGUUUGUUAAAUAAAAUAGCAUUUACUGGCAAAACUAUGGUAGUGAAACUAGUUCUCUAUGUACAUUAAUUGCAGCAUAAUUUAUGAGUUUUUAAGCUCGUUGUUUAAUGAUGCUGUCAGUGUCAAUACCAUAUAGCAUUAAUGACAGGAUGAUUAAUGAAUGUGGAGCAUUUGUUUGAAUGAGAAUUUUCAGGGGAACCAAAGUACUCAGAGAAAACAUGCCUCUUUGUCCACCACAAAUCUUGCAGGACCUGACCUUGGAUUCAACCAGGCUACUGCAGUGUGAAGCUGAUAACUAAUUGCUGAUCUAUGGCAUGUCCUAGUUCGUAUGAGUAACUGUUUUAAAUAAUGUUGAAACUUUUUAACUUUUCCUUUAUAUUUGGAAAUUAUUUUCAUAAAUUUUAAGUCCUAAUUACUAUAGUGGCACUUUGAAAAGAAUUUGUUUUGAACUACCCAUGUAAAACUUAACCUUGCUAUGUCUAUCAGUCUCUGAAACAAACCAGCUCUGUCUUAUAUUUAUGUACGACAUCCAUUUGAAGGCUAACAGGAACAGUGUUUAUUAUUUUGAGGUGUAACAUCAGUACCUGUAGUACACAGACCCCCAUAAUGCAGUCCUGACAGUUCCAUAGUUUUGUCAAAAUAUCCAUUAUGUUGUUUGAAUUAAUACCAUCAUUAGAAAUUUGGAAAUUCAACCAGCUUUGUUCUGAAACCACUGGUAUUAUCUCUCUGCAUCCUGGAGUAUAGUGAGACCGUUGUUCAGUGAAAGUGUGGGAGAAUGACUUCCCUCACACUAAACCAAGGCUUUCUUGAAAUGGGGCUUGUUGCAAAAUUAUGUCAAGGAACUGUUCAGCUUAUAAGAGUUACUAUAUAAAAAUAUGAUAAAUUAUUUCUUUUCAUAAGUAGCUGAAAAAAUUGUACACAAGUAAGUACAAUUACAUAAUCAGUAAUAUCAGAUUAAUUCAUCAUUGGAAGAACCUCAUUUGAGAGUCACAGCUGCAGUGCUGCAAUGAAAAGGCACAGUUAUGUGAGGUCAUUUGCCAGAGCUUAUGAUUGUGCGGUAACUAUUUGGCAGGGAUAAAACAUGAAUGUUGAUUGUUAUUUCAUAUCAUAAUUACACUAAAUUGAGGUAUGAGUUUUAGAAUGUAACAAAACUUCUUACACUAAAUGCAGGUUAUUUACCAAUUGAUAUUCACUGAUAAACAGAAAUAAUACAUGUUUAUGUUGGACUUCAUCUGGGACCACAACAUAUAGCCAAUAAGUAUGAAGUUUCACUAAAUGUAGAUUCAAUAAAUUGGAGAUUCACCAUGCGUAAGCAUGCGUGAGUGGAAACAUGUAAUUCCCGUGUGAUUUUGUAACAGUAUUUAAAAUAGUCAUAUUAUGUCACUAUGUAUAGUGUUUAUAUCUUCUGCUUAGUAAAGGAUUUUCUUGUACUGUCAGGUUAAUCUAUAUGCAAACAUUAUUACAUAAUUUUAAAAACAUAAAUUACAGAUUGUGAGAACUUUAAAAAGCUUGCUGAUUAAGCCUGAAGAGAUAUGUGUAGCUGAAGCCAUAAUUCUAGUGCACCUAUUUUAAAAAUAUUCUCCAAGUUCAUAUGUUCAGGUACAGAAAUGCAGUAUGUUGCUUAUUUAUUAAUUUAAUGAAAUAUUGAAGUAUUUUAUGAUUAUAGCACUUUGUGGGAUUUCUCACAGUGUUGGAGAAUUUGAUGUAUAAUCAUAGUUGUAUGAAGUAAUUUUUGCAGAAUUUGACUAACUCAUGUUAUUUAUAUACAGAUUUUUUAACAGAUUGGUUCAGAAUUGCUCAAUACACAAAUUUUGAAUUUAUAUUGUAGUGCGUACAGCAGUAGCUAUGCAACGACUGUGAGAUAGAUGGAUAAACAGCAACAUUUCCUAGGCAACUGCUUGGUAAACACAUUCCUGUGGCAACAAACAUAAAUGCAACAAUAGAAGAACAGUGUUUUCUAUGUGGUCCAUGCCAAGAAAUUAUAACCAAGGUAGCUUGAGCAAUGAGUUCAGUUGAGUUCUGCAAGUUCUGCAAGGGAGGCUAAGAAGAGAUGGAGUUGUAAUUAACUUGACAUUUCAGUUGUGGAGUGUUAACCAAUGGGCAACAGCAUGACCAUAGAAGCUGAAGAAUCUCCACUGUUAAGAAGCAUUACUAGGAAGCGACUAGUGAAAGCAGACUGAGAAGACUUAGCAUGUGUGUAGUGAUUUGUAAAGUGUGUAGAUCAGUGAUUAGUGUUGUAAGUGCUUGUAGUUCGAAGUCAUGUGAGUAAGUGGUCACUAUGAAUGAAUGAAUGAAUGAAUGAAUGAAUGCAUAAGGGGUGGGCCUUCUCGGCCCUUGCACUGCGUCCUGUAAGUGGUCAGUAAAUCCAUUCACCAAUUCAAACCCCAUCUAUAGUCACAUACAAUCAAUCAUACAUGUGACACUAUCAAGAUUUCUACAAAAUUACUACUCAUUAUAGUUAAAUACUCAGAUGUACGAGUAUGUACUCUUUCCCAUUUCAACCUGAAUCUAAUUUCAGUGUGAAGAAAUGUAUUUAAUAAUAAUGUUCAAAAUGAAUCAUUUCAGUUUUUACACU